GUAAGAGGGAGGAGACACAGGGCCAUAGGAGAAUACUAGAGUCCCCAGGGGCAGAAAGAAGUCCGUGUCCAUAGUUUCCGCUUGAAGCAGCCUGUUGCUACAGAUUAGCAUUUCAGAUGGCAGGGACAGCACGCCAUGACCGUGAGAUGGCAAUCCAAUCCAAGAAAAAGCUCUCCACAGCAACUGAUCCCAUCGAAAGACUGCGAUUGCAGUGCCUGGCCAGGGGCUCUGCAGGCAUCAAAGGUCUUGGCAGAGUGUUUCGGAUCAUGGAUGACAAUAACAACCGAACCCUUGAUUUCAAAGAAUUUUUGAAAGGGUUAAAUGAUUACGCUGUGGUCAUGGAGAAAGAAGAGGCAGAAGAACUUUUCCGGAGAUUUGAUAGAGAUGGAAAUGGGACCAUAGACUUCAACGAGUUCCUUCUCACAUUAAGGCCCCCAAUGUCCAGAGCCAGAAAGGAGGUAAUUAUGAAAGCUUUUAGGAAGUUAGACAAAACCGGAGAUGGUGUUAUAACCAUUGAAGACCUUCGCGAAGUUUAUAAUGCUAAACACCAUCCAAAGUACCAAAAUGGGGAAUGGACGGAGGAGCAAGUCUUCCGGAAGUUUCUGGACAACUUUGACUCACCGUAUGACAAAGAUGGGUUGGUUUCAAAAGAAGACUUCCUGAAUUACUAUGCAGGUGUUAGUGCUUCUAUCGACACGGAUGCUUAUUUCGUUUUGAUGAUGACAAAAUCAUGGAGAUUAUGAAUUUUGUUUAUCCAUCCUCUUGGAAAGAAUUGAGAAUGCUCAGAGAACAGAAUGAGUCUAUAGGGAGUCUGAUGUGAUGGAUCUCAAUAAGACACAAGUAACCCUAGACAAAGAACUAAGGCAACUGAUUACUGCCAAGAGAAGAACUUGCCUCCUAGUGAUGAGACCUCUGAUUACUUAUUCAUUAUAAAAUGGUCAUCUGAAAUCAUAUACUCUUAAACAGCAAAAAAUGGGCUUAAAGAGUUGUAUUCACAUAUUUGUGCAUUUAUCCGUCAUCUAUCUGUCUGUCUGUCUGUCUGUCUGUCUGUGUAUCUAUCUAUUUAUGCACCUAUCUAUCUCAAUAAUAUAAGAGAAAGAAUCCAUCACCUUUAGAAGGAGGGAGGACAUAAAAUGGGUUGGAGGGAGGUGAUAUGGAAGAGGUUGGGGAAAGAAAGGAAAGGGGAGACGUGACAUAAUUAUGUUUUAAUUAAAUAUAUUUUAAGAGAUACAAAGUGAAAUGUUUGAAAAUCUGGAAUUUUCGUUGCAAUCAAUCUUUAGUCAUCUUAUUAAGUACUGAAAUGUAUUGCCACAAGUGCUUGGAAAUUUAGUUUUAAAUCAGCAUGAAAGGAAGGAAUGAACAAAUGAAGGAAAUCAUUAACUGAAAUUGGAAAGUGGUUUUUGCAUAAAAAUAAAUUACUUGUAUUGGAUAUUUAUGUUGUAGAUAUAAAUAGAGAUGCUGUUGACACUUGUGUUUUUCCUUGUUUUGAUGGGAGUAACACCUC
Messenger RNA from Microtus ochrogaster (prairie vole), 1504 nucleotides. RefSeq names its product calcyphosine like (gene Capsl). The record is from RefSeq and is a predicted model, not a curated record. NCBI's taxonomy places the organism in Eukaryota, Metazoa, Chordata, Mammalia, Rodentia, Cricetidae. Gene Ontology annotation, molecular function: calcium ion binding.